AUAUUUGACCUCGUUCCAACACAAACCUUGGGCUUGCGUAUGAAAAUAAAAUGACAGCUUAACUUGCAAAUGUAUUAAUUUGUUACCUGUGUGAAGCAACAAAUUCUAGAGAAAAAGCUUGAAGAUGGAAUAAAACUAUUAAGGAAUAUUUUACUAAUUCGGAACAGGAGGACAGGAGAAAAUAAGAGGAAUUUGAGCUCAUUGAUUAAUAAUAAUCUUGAAAAUAAUAUUCACUACGAAGACAACAGUCGGAGUGAAAUGAUUGUUAAGGAGUGGAUCUGAACAGCAGAAAAAAACUUGUAACAAACUAAUAUUGAAAAAAAAAAUUGGAAAUGUUUAAAGAGCUAAACUGUAGCGGGUUUAUCUAAGUUUACUUACCUAAGUCUACGAAAUCGUUGACGAAAAAUCUUCAAGGAUCUUUCUUCAAAUAAGUGAAGUGAAGGGAAUUAAAAAUUUCUCAAACGCCUUUUUGUUACUAGUGAUCGAAACCUAUCUUGAUGUCCUCGGCCGAUGCAGAAGAUACGGACGAAGAGCUCGAUGCGUUCUUACAGUUGGAGGAAGAUUUGCGAAACAUAAAAUCUGUGAUUCAUGUUACCCGAGAAAACAUCGACGCUCUAAAUGAAAAAUUUGCUGACUUUCAGCAGCCACCGGCGCUGUACCUGGAAGAGUAUCAGGAACUCACCUCAAAACUUCAUGAUCUUGAGAUCAAGGAACAGGAUCUUAUGGAAAAGAAGAUACAAAUGCAGAAUGAACAGUUAAGCGAACCCAGCGAACCUCCUGAUCCAGCAGAGCGGGUAGAGACUGAGAGCAUGUGCGGUACACUAAGUAGACAGUCGAAAAUGUUAUUACGAGCCUUCUUACCAAAUCAGCAACGUACAUCCGUGCAAGUAAUUCCAGGAAUGCGGUUAAAGGACGCCUUAGCGAAAGCAUUAAAACGCCGUAACCUUACUUGUGAGUUCUGUGAGGUAACUGCCGGCAACAGUAACUAUCCGAUUCCGUGGGAAACUGAUGUAAGCGCUCUAAACUGCGAUGAAGUGUUCGUUCGUAUCCUGGACAUUGGAUUCCCAACGUAUAUAUCGCAUCAGUUUAUCCGGAAAACAUUUUUUUCCCUUGCAUUCUGUGAGUGCUGCCGCCGUUUGCUGUUUACUGGAUUUUACUGUAAUCAGUGUAACUAUAGAUUUCACCAGCGAUGUGUCGAUAAAGUACCACCUAUAUGCAGCAAGCGACACAUGGAUAGCACAUUUUAUCAUGUGCUUUUGGCCAACCCAGAAAGCACGGCUGGUAUCAUUAAUCCAGGGGCCGGUGGAUACAGUACAAGCUUGCGUCAUCCACGUUCUCUCAACCAGCAUGAUCGUUCCAAUUCGGCUCCAAAUGUUUGCAUUAAUAAUGUGAUAAAGCCAUUCUUCGGAGGAGAAAAUAGACAUGUGAUCAGCAAUCGACCAUUACAGGCACAACCAAAUCAAGAGCAUUCGCAUUCCACACAAGCAUCACCUACAAAUACAUUAAACCAUAGCAAAAGACCGCGGGCUCGAUCAGCUGAUGAAAGCAAUAAGAAUCUGCUAUCUCCAAGGGAUUCCAAGCAAUCCGAUGAAAACUGGGUAAGAAUGCUACAUUAAAGUUAUAGAUUGGACAAAUUUGGCAUUAACCUUCCUCCCCAUGAUUUUUGUAGAAUAUCCAGGCAGAGGAAAUUUUAAUAGGACAACGAAUUGGUUCUGGAUCGUUUGGUACAGUUUAUAAAGCUCAUUGGCAUGGACCAGUGGCCGUAAAAACAUUGAACGUAAAAACCCCAAGUCCGGCACAGCUACAAGCAUUCAAGAAUGAAGUAGCAAUGUUAAAGAAAACACGUCAUUGCAACAUUCUACUAUUUAUGGGUUGUGUUAGUAAACCAUCUCUAGCGAUUGUGACGCAAUGGUGUGAAGGUAGCAGUUUGUAUAAACAUAUUCACGUUAACGAGACCAAGUUCAAGCUAAACACGCUGAUUGAUAUCGCUCGGCAAGCAGCUCAAGGAAUGGAUUAUUUGCAUGCAAAAAAUAUUAUUCAUCGUGAUCUUAAGUCUAAUAACAUUUUCUUGCAUGAUGAUUUUUCGGUGAAAAUUGGUGAUUUCGGCUUAGCAACAGCAAAGGUACGGUGGUCCGGAUCUCAACAAUCGAAUCAACCAACUGGAAGUAUUCUUUGGAUGGCACCGGAAGUUAUUCGUAUGAAGGAGCAAAAUCCUUAUUCAUUUCAAAGUGACGUUUACGCGUUCGGUAUUGUACUAUACGAAAUGCUGACCGAGCAAUUGCCAUACAAUCACAUCAAUAACAAAGACCAGAUUUUGUUCAUGGUUGGCUGUGGAAAGUUACGGCCAGAUUCGACAAAAGUACGAACUGACUGUCCACAAGCUUUAAAGCGUUGUGUUGAGGAUUGCAUUAAGUUCAAUCGUGAUGAACGACCGCUCUUUCGAUUAUUGCUAAACAUGUUAGAAAAUAUGCUGCGAACCAUGCCUAAGUUCCACCGUAGCGCAAGUGAACCUAAUUUUACUCAGACCCAACUACAAAAUGACGAUUUUCUAUAUAUGUGUUCAAGUCCUAAGACACCGGUAAACUUCCACAACUUUCAAUUCUACAACGGCGCAGGAAAUUAUUAACCUAUUGAACUGAUAUAAUAGUCGUUACUAGAAACAUGCUUUAUUUUUUAUAAAUUAAACAGAUUCAUCUUGUUAGUUUCUCGCGUAGAAGUGUAGAAUGCAGUAAAUCUUGCAAAUAGAUCAUCGCAUGGUAAAAGGAUGAUAGUAAAAACAAAUUAAACAAGUACGACAAAAUGAUAGGAAUUUUGUCAUGAAAAAUCCAAGCGUUUGAUAAAACUACUUACUAUUGGUUUAUCUUUACUUAAUUUGUGUAGCACGCAUGAAUGAUAGCUUAUUUGAAUAAAAUCUCAUUAUACAAUUUUUUAAACGAGAUAAAA
This is a messenger RNA of Anopheles gambiae (African malaria mosquito), 2943 nucleotides long. RefSeq names its product raf homolog serine/threonine-protein kinase Raf. The record is from RefSeq and is a predicted model, not a curated record. Gene Ontology annotation, biological process: signal transduction; protein phosphorylation. NCBI's taxonomy places the organism in Eukaryota, Metazoa, Arthropoda, Insecta, Diptera, Culicidae. Gene Ontology annotation, molecular function: ATP binding; protein kinase activity. The transcript has 3 exons. Bases 498 to 1616 code for a protein of 372 amino acids.